UGCACUGGUGGAUUGAUAGAAUGAAAACAGGCACCAGAAGAAUCUAUUCAUUCGUGGUUGUGGACUGCUUUUUAACUUGGAAGUACAGGAUGCUGUAAUAUAUAAAGCAGAUGUAUCUUAUUGUAUGAGGUAUAUAAGAAGAUUAUUUCCUCAAUCUGGAUUGAGUUACAUGUAGGGAUUGUAAAUUAUAGUCUCCAAUAGAAUGGCAGACCGAAAAGCAGUGAAAAUUGUCAGUGGUCAACCAGACUUUCUGCAGUUUAACAACCUGGCCUGUGAGACAGCUGGAGGGAAAGUUAUUUUUGCUACAGACGAAUGGUUUGCACCAGCUAGCAAUCUUUUGAAGAGAGAGCCGCCAGAGUUCAUAGCGUCUGCAUUCACCGAGUACGGAAAAUGGAUGGACGGCUGGGAGACGAGAAGGAAAAGAAUACCUGGUCAUGACUGGUGCAUCAUCCAGCUGGGUGUACCUGGCAUCAUACAUGGCCUGGAUGUGGACACGUCCUUCUUUACUGGAAACUACUCGCCCUCUGCCUCUGUUCAGGCUGCAUGUCUGGAUGAGGCCCCAGCACUGACCCUGGAGGGAGACCGCACUGGCACGGCUGCUUCCGAGAGCCAGUUUGAAGCAGUUGCUAAGUUGCACUCUGAGUCGUGGGAGGAGCUUGUUCCUGUGACAGAGCUGAAACCUGGAUACUCCGACACCUGUCAUAACUACUUCCCAAUCGCCUACCCCAGCAGAGUCACCCACCUACGACUCAACAUGUACCCAGAUGGGGGGAUUGCUAGACUGAAGGUCUAUGGCGUUGGGCAGAAAGACUGGUCUGCCCUGCCCACACAGGACCAGCUGGACCUGGUGGCCCUGGUCAACGGUGGGGUCUGUCUGGGCUACAGCGACGCCCACUUUGGCCACCCCCGGAAUAUGAUUGGUUUGGGAAGAUCUGCAAACAUGGGCGAUGGAUGGGAGACAGCCCGUCGACUGGACAGACCCAAAAACCUACAGGUGGAUGGGAAGGGCAUCCUACAGGUACCAGGUUAUGAGUGGGCAGUUCUCAGACUGGGGCAUCCCGGAGUCAUCAGCCAAAUUGAGAUAGACACCAACCACUUCAAAGGAAACUUCCCAGACUCCUGCAAGAUAGAAGCGUGCUAUCUGACCCCCGAGGAGGAAGGGAAGUAUGUGAGUGGCAGGUGGAGCAGCGAUCCAGGAAACAAAUGGCGGGUGCUUCUGCAGCCUCAGAAACUGCAGGCCCAUCACAGGCACUUUUACUCAUGUGACUCGCUGGCGCUGUCUGGGCCGGUCAGUCACGUGCGUCUGGUCAUCGCCCCAGAUGGAGGGGUCAGCAGACUCAGACUCUGGGGACGUCCGACUUCCACAAGACACACCUCCAAACUGUGAUGCAUUAGGCCACAUUAUUGGAUGAGUUUUGCUGAGCUCAUUGUGGAAAUGAAUGGCCUGAGUGUAACAUGUAGGCUACAUAUGAAGCUUAAAAAAUAAACUUUCAUCUGAAAAGAUA
This is a messenger RNA of Salvelinus sp. IW2-2015, 1505 nucleotides long. Its product is annotated as allantoicase-like. NCBI's taxonomy places the organism in Eukaryota, Metazoa, Chordata, Actinopteri, Salmoniformes, Salmonidae. Gene Ontology annotation, molecular function: allantoicase activity. Gene Ontology annotation, biological process: allantoin catabolic process. The record is from RefSeq and is a predicted model, not a curated record.